This is a messenger RNA of Lasiosphaeria miniovina, 267 nucleotides long. RefSeq lists its product as uncharacterized. NCBI's taxonomy places the organism in Eukaryota, Fungi, Ascomycota, Sordariomycetes, Sordariales, Lasiosphaeriaceae. The transcript has 2 exons. Gene Ontology annotation, cellular component: mitochondrial inner membrane peptidase complex. The annotation marks the transcript as partial. The record is from RefSeq and is a predicted model, not a curated record.
AUGUCACCACCGUCGCACGGCUUUCCGGCCGGGCAGCUGCCUUUGCAGGUGCAGAUCGGUCCGGAUGGGAAGGUGCGCAAGACGGCGGACGGGCGGAGGAUCGAUCUGGCCAACGACUGCGAGCUGCUCGGCCUGGUGCAGUACGACUGCCACGUGCCCCGCCCCGAGAUGGACCACAGCCCAGUCAAGUGCUGGCCCGUCCAGCGCUGGUUUCGCAGGUGCCAGAGCAAAAACGGCAAAUUUAUGGUUGAGACAACCGCCUGGGAA